Molecule: messenger RNA, 954 nt
Organism: Aspergillus vadensis CBS 113365
Lineage: Eukaryota; Fungi; Ascomycota; Eurotiomycetes; Eurotiales; Aspergillaceae
Exons: 3
Molecular function (GO): ATP binding; ATP-dependent chromatin remodeler activity
Source: RefSeq, a predicted model, not a curated record
CAGGAAUACCAAUGUGACAAUGAGGAUGAAGCCUGUGCCAACCUCGGUAUCAAGAAGGAGAACCCCCGACUCGGAGGCAUGAUCCGAGGGACUGCAUUGAUGUUUUGGCAGCCCGUUUGUAUAAACCGUAUUAUGGAGAUAAUGGCCCUGGGCCUAGUCCUAGGCGCAAUAAUCGCUGAUGUUGUGGGCGUGGGUAAAACAUGGGAGGCUGUUGGCUUCCUGCUACAUGUGAAAAAUGGCACGGAGCCAUCAAUAGGCCAUCCGACUCUUAUCGUUGUUCCGCCCCAUCUCAUAGAUCAGUGGGUGGACGAGAUCAGCUCCAUCACAGACAGUUUCAACAUCCUGCUGUAUUACGGAGACGGCCGCCGACAAGGCGCAGAAUUUAUCAAAGACAACCUUACCCACAAGCACUCGAUAUUCACAGGUGGAAUUGAGAGUGCCUGGACCAUCAUCAUUACAUCGUACCAGACGCUCGAGAGCCGACAUGGUCCGCAAGCCGUCAAGGCAUGGUGCGCCAAGACAAAGCGUGAAUAUGAUUCAUCGAAUCCAAGAAUGCCCAUCAGCUUCCCCCAUCACCUGAGUGGCCUCUUUGCGAUUGCUAUCUUUGACGAGGCACACAUGCUGCGCAAUCCCCUGUCAGGUUUGUCCCUGGCAUGUGCUUGGCUGAACGCCGGAUUCAGACUGCUACUCACCGCGACCCCGUUUUAUAAUGGUUGGACGUUACAUCGGCUUGGUGCAAUGUGUGCCGCGGCAGGCUGGCAACCAGCUGAUCAAGCAGAUUAUGAUGAUGGUGGGAAUGACUUUCUUCCUGAGAAACUUGUGGAAACGUGCACACCCAUUUCACAACGGACUGGUACGUCGCAGAAACAAGAGACCAAGCAGGCCUACUUCAAGGAUGUGAUCGAAGAUGCAGUCAAUUCAUGGAACCUCCACUGUGGGCACUGGUGUAUUUGA